This is a messenger RNA of Danio aesculapii, 3410 nucleotides long. RefSeq names its product sema domain, immunoglobulin domain (Ig), short basic domain, secreted, (semaphorin) 3D (gene sema3d). The transcript has 18 exons. The coding region runs from base 308 to 2608 and encodes 766 amino acids. Gene Ontology annotation, molecular function: semaphorin receptor binding; chemorepellent activity. Gene Ontology annotation, biological process: negative regulation of axon extension involved in axon guidance; positive regulation of cell migration; semaphorin-plexin signaling pathway. The record is from RefSeq and is a predicted model, not a curated record. NCBI's taxonomy places the organism in Eukaryota, Metazoa, Chordata, Actinopteri, Cypriniformes, Danionidae.
UGGCGCUGUGAGCUGCAGCCAGCGGACACGACGGCACAGACGCGGAGCCCUCAGCCAAACUCACAGAGUCCAGUCACACCGACAGAACAGGUCACUAAAUGUUUAUUUGUUCUCGUUUUAUGUUUCUCCCCUCAUUAAGUUAAAGAGAGAUUAGUUGUGGGACAGCGGACGCCCCUUCAAGAUAUUUCAAGCAUGACUGUGGAUAAUAACGGAUCUUGAAGUGUCAAACUGCGCCUCAGACUUCCAGAAAAUAACGACAGACACCAGCUCUCACAGGCCUACGGCUGCAGAAAUCUUCUCGUCCAUCAUGAAGACUGCAGGGGAGCCAGACAGACGGAGACAGAGGAGACAGGGACAGGUCAGGACGGGACGGUUUUCAUGUGCUUGGUGGUCUACAUCGGUGAUGCUCUUCUUCUCUCUGCCUGAGGGAAACUGCAUGAAGGAAAGUUUGCCAAGAGUUAAACUCAGCUAUAAAGAGCUGAUCCAUUCCCGAAGUGUGGUACCAUUUGUGGGUUCCAGUGAAGGGCAGCAGUUUCAGACAGUCUUAUUGGAUGAGGAGAGAAGCCGAUUACUGCUGGGAGCCAAAGACCACAUCUACCUACUUGACCCAGACAACAUCAAUAAACACCCCAAAAAGUUGAGCUGGCCGGCUCCGAGAGACAGGGUGGAUAUGUGUAUACUGGCUGGUAAAAACCCUCUUACUGAAUGUGCAAAUUUCAUAAGAGUUUUGCACAGCUAUAACCGGACCCAUGUUUACGCCUGUGGCACUGGAGCCUUCCAUCCUACAUGUGCCUUUUUAGAGAUUAAAGGUCACAAAGAGGACAGCUGGCUGCAGCUUCACAGCAACACUGUGGAAUCUGGCCGUAUGAAAUGUCCGUUUGAUCCGCAUCAGCCCUUUGCUUCAGUGCUCACAGAUCAGUAUCUGUAUGCUGGCACGGCGUCUGAUUUCCUGGGCAAGGACAGCACGUUUACCCGCUCUCUCGGCCCACCUCCAGGCCAGCAGUACAUUCGCACAGACAUCUCAGAGGACUACUGGAUCAAUGAGGGCAAGUUCAUUUCUGCCCAUCCCAUCUCAGACACCUACAAUCCUGACGAUGACAAGAUUUACUUCUUUUUCCGUGAGGCUUCUCGUGAUGGGAGCACUACGGACAAGAGCGUGCUGUCUCGUGUCGCCCGGAUCUGCAGGAAUGAUGUUGGAGGUCUGAGGAGUCUUACUAACAAGUGGACAACAUUUCUCAAAGCAAGACUCGUGUGCUCCAUUCCUGGACCAGAUGGAGUGGACACACACUUUGAUGAGCUCCAGGACAUCUUUCUUCUCCCUAGCAGAGAUGAGAAAAACCCAAUGGUGUACGGAGUGUUCACCACUACCAGUUCCAUUUUUAAAGGAUCAGCAGUGUGUGUCUAUACAAUGGAAGACAUCCGUGCAGCGUUUAAUGGACCGUAUGCUCAUAAAGAGGGACCAGAUCAUCGCUGGGUGGAAUAUGAAGGCAGAAUCCCCUACCCACGUCCGGGCACUUGCCCCAGUCGGACAUAUGAUCCUCAUAUAAAAACAACUAAAGACUUUCCAGAUGAUGUCAUCAGUUUUAUACGACUGCACCCACUCAUGUACCAGUCUGUGCACCCGAUGACAGGCCGACCAAUUUUCACUCGUAUUAAUACUGAGUACCGGCUUACUCAGAUCAUAGUGGACCGCGUGGCAGCUGAGGAUGGACAGUAUGCUGUUAUUUUCUUGGGCACAGAUAUGGGAUCCGUAUUGAAGGUAGUCAGCAUCACUCAAGAAAACUGGUCCUCAGAGGAGAUCAUCUUAGAGGAGCUUCAGGUGUUCAAGAGUCCCUCACCAAUCCUCAACAUGGAAGUCUCUUCAAAGCAGCAGCAGCUGUUUGUUGGAGGAAGCGACGGGUUGGUGCAGGUGUCGCUGCACAGGUGCCAUAUUUAUGGACAGGGCUGUGCUGAAUGCUGUCUAGCAAGAGACCCCUAUUGCGCUUGGGACGGCACCCAGUGCUCCAGAUACAUCCCAGCCUCCAAAAGGAGGGCCAGAAGGCAGGACAUUAAACAUGGAGACCCAUCCAGCCAUUGUUGGGACACAGAGGAUGUGUUAGGGAGGAAUGUCGAGGAGAAGGUGUUGUACGGAGUGGAGAGCAACUCCUCUUUUCUUGAGUGCGUUUCGAAAUCCCAGCAGGCCUUGAUCCGCUGGUUUGUACUGAAGCCAGGAGUGGACCACCGUCAAGAGAUUAAACCAGACGAGUGUGUACUGAUAACCGAUCGAGGUUUGCUGAUUCGUUGGCUCCAGCGUGGCGAUGCGGGUUCCUACUUCUGCACGUCUCAGGAGCACAGAUUCACCCGAACCCUCCUCCACGUCUCUCUUCACGUUCUGGACCGCGGACAAAUCAAUGCACAUCAACCUGCUGUACGGGAAUCAUCAGAAAACCCUGCUGUGACUGAACCCCGCCAGCGCUAUAAGGAUUAUUUGCGCAUGCUGAGCGGCCCUGCGCGAUCUCUGGAUGAGUACUGCGAAACCAUGUGGCACAGGGAGAAGAAGCAGAAGCAGAAGGGCAAAUGGAAACACGUUCAAGAGCUCCGCAAGAACAGAAACCGACGCCACCACUAGAGGUACCAGUGAGGCCUGGAUAUGAGGUUUGAAGAGUCGCAGUGCUUACAGACCCACUGAAUGUGGAUUAAACGAAAUGUAAACCAAAUAUAAAGACAUGAUAAAUGAACCAAUCUCAUUACCAGUAUGUUUAUACAGAGGAAAACAUCACGAAAUAUCAGUGAAAUGACACAAAUCUUGUAUUUAAGCAGUUCCUUGAAAGUGACCAACUGAUUCUGUCAUUUUAAAAUGAACCAAAUAAUAAGUCAUCUUGAUUGAUUUGAAAGAUAUGUCCUAAUCUAUUGGUUUUGUUAAUGCCCUUUUGUGCGAAAUAUGGUACCUAUACAAAAAUGAUAAACAGUUGAAGUUAGAGUUAUUAGCCCCCCUGUUUAUUUUUUUCCCCAGUUUCUGUUUAACGUAGAGAAGGUUUUUCCAAUACAUUUCUAAACAUAAUCAUUUUAAUAACUAAUUUCUAAUAACUGAUCUAUUUUAUCUUUGCCAUGAUGACAGCAAAUAAUAUUUGACUAGAUAUUUUUCAAGACACUUUUAUACAGCUUAAAGUGACAUUUAAAGGCUUAACUAGGUUAAUUAGGUUAACUAGGCAACUAGGCAGGUUAGGGUAAUUAGGCAAGUUAUUGUAUAACGAUGGUUUGUUCUGUAGACUAUCUGAAAAUAUAUAGCUUAAAGGGGCUAAUAAUUUUGACCUUAAAAUGUUUUUAAGAAUAUUAAAAACUACUUUCAUUCUAGCGAAAUAAAACAAAUAAGACUUUCUCCAGAAGAAAAAAUAUUAUCAGGCAUAAUGUGAAAAUUUCCUUGCUGUGUC